GGCUCGACAGCCCCGUCCGCCGCUUCUCCUUUCAGUUUAAGAAGCCGAGGAAGGAAACAAGGAAAAAUGUCGCCAUGAAGGCCGAGAACCGCUGCCGCCGCCGACCCCCGCCGGCCCCGAACGCCAUGAGCCUGGGUCCCCGCCGCGCCCGCUCCGCUCCGACCGCCGCCGCCGCCGAGGCCCCCGUUGAUGCCGCAGAGCUCCCCCAACGCCGCCGCCACCGCCUCCGACAUGGACAAGAACAGCAGCUCCAGCAGCUCCUCCGCCUCUUCGGGCAGCAGCAAAGGGCAACAGCCGCCCCGCUCCGCCUCGGUGGGGCCGGCCGGCGAGUCUAAACCCAAGAGCGAUGGAAAGAACUCGAGUGGAUCCAAGCGAUACAACCGUAAACGUGAACCUUCCUACCCCAAAAAUGAAAAUUUUAGCAACCAGUUCCGUCGCUCCAAUUCACAGAAAAGCAAAGCUUUUAACAAGAUGCCUCCUCAGCGGGGCGGCGGCAGCAGCAGACUCUUUAGCGCAUCUCCUAAUGGUGGAAGACGCGACGAGGUAGCAGAGGCUCAACGGGCAGAGUUCAGCCCUGCCCAGUUCUCUGGUCCGAAGAAGAUCAACCUGAACCACUUGUUGAAUUUCACUUUUGAACCCCGUGGCCAGGCAGGUCACUUUGAAGGCAGUGGACACGGCAGCUGGGGAAAAAGGAACAAGUGGGGGCAUAAGCCUUUUAACAAGGAACUCUUUUUACAGGCCAACUGCCAAUUUGUAGUGUCUGAAGAUCAAGACUACACAGUUCAUUUUGCUGAUCCUGAUACCUUAGUCAACUGGGACUUUGUGGAACAAGUGCGCAUCUGUAGCCAUGAAGUGCCAUCUUGCCCAAUAUGCCUAUAUCCACCUACUGCAGCCAAGAUAACCCGUUGUGGACACAUUUUCUGCUGGGCAUGCAUCCUACACUAUCUUUCACUGAGUGAGAAGACUUGGAGUAAAUGUCCUAUAUGUUACAGUUCUGUGCAUAAGAAGGAUCUCAAGAGUGUUGUUGCCACAGAGUCACGUCAGUAUGCUGUUGGUGAUACCAUUACAAUGCAGCUGAUGAAGAGGCAGAAAGGUGUGUUGGUGGCCUUGCCCAAAUCCAAGUGGAUGAAUGUGGACCAUCCUAUUCAUCUAGGAGAUGAACAGCACAGCCAGUACUCCAAGUUGCUGCUGGCCUCUAAGGAGCAGGUGCUGUGCCGGGUAGUUCAGGAAGAGAAAAUAGCGCUAGAGCAGCAGCUGGCAGAGGAGAAGCACACUCCCGAGUCCUGCUUUAUUGAGGCAGCUAUCCAGGAACUCAAGGCUCGGGAAGAAGCUCUGUCAGGAUUGGCUGAAAACAGAGGGGAGGUCACUGGUGUCGAGGCUGCUCUGGAACAAUUGGUGCUGAUGGCUCCCUUGGCGAAGGAGUCUGUUUUUCAACCCAGGAAGGGUGUGCUGGAGUAUCUGUCUGCUUUUGAUGAAGAAACCGCCGACGUUUGUUCUCUGGGCUCUGCUCCUCGUCCUCUUGCUCUCCCUCUGGUGGAGGAAGAGGAAGCAGUGUCUGAACCAGAGCCCGAGGGGUUGUUGGAGGCCUGUGAUGACUCAGAGUUAGCAGAUGACAAUCUUGGAGAGGGGACCAUUUGUACCAAGUCCAGCCAGAAGGAUCCCAUCACUAAGCUGGGCUUCACACACCUGAGCAGCUCUCCUUGUUAUUAUUUUUACCAAGCGGAGGAUGGGCAGCACAUGUUCCUGCACCCUGUGAAUGUGCGUUGCCUUGUGCGGGAGUAUGGCAGCCUGGAGCACAGCCCUGAGAAGAUCUCGGCCACAGUGGUGGAGAUCGCCGGGUACUCCAUGUCUGAGGAUGUCCGACAGCGUCAUAGAUAUCUCUCUCACUUGCCACUCACCUGUGAGUUCAGUAUCUGUGAACUGGCUCUCCAGCCUCCUGUUGUCUCUAAGGAAACUCUAGAGAUUUUCUCAGAUGACAUUGAGAAAAGGAAGCGCCAGCGACAGAAGAAGGCUCGCGAGGAACGCCGCCGAGAGCGCAGGAUUGAGAUGGAGGAGAACAAGAAACAGGGCAAGUACCCAGAAGUCCACAUUCCCCUAGAGAAUCUACAGCAGUUUCCUGCCUUCAAUUCCUAUACCUGCUCCUCUGAUUCUGCCUUGGGUCCCACCAGCACGGAGGGCCAUGGGGCUCUUUCCCUUUCUUCUCUCAGCAGAAGUCCAGGCUCCCAAGCAGACUUUCUGCUGACCCCUCUGUCACCCACUGCCAGUCAGGGCAGUCCUUCAUUCUGCGUUGGGAGUCUGGAAGAAGACUCUCCCUUCCCUUCCUUUGCCCAGAUGCUGAGGGUUGGAAAAGCAAAAACAGAUGUGUGGCCCAAAACUGCUUCAAAGAAAGAUGAAAACAGCUUAGUUCCUCCUACCCAUGUGGACAGUGAUGGGGAGAGUGAUAACUCCGACCGUGUUCCUGUGCCCAGUUUCCAAAAUUCCUUCAGCCAAGCUAUUGAAGCAGCCUUCAUGAAACUGGACAUACCAGCUACUUCAGAUCCCCUCUCUGAAGAGAAAGGAGGAAAGAAAAGAAAAAAACAGAAACAGAAGCUCCUGUUCAGCACCUCAGUCGUCCACACCAAGUGACACUACUGGCCUGGGCUACCUUCUCCAUCUGGUUUUCUUUUCUCCAUGCUUCGGUUUUGCUGCUGUAAUUUUUAAAGUAUUUGAGUUUGAACAGAUUAACUUGGGAUAGGGUGGGGGGAUUUCCACAACGUGAAGGGGGAACCAAGAAAAUUUAAAUACAGUGUAUUUUCCAGCUUCCCGUCUUUACACCAGAAUAAAAGUAUUGACACAAGAAAUUUCUCCUGCCAAGAUUUUUAGUUUGUUGCCAGGUUAGGGUUUUUUUGACCCAUGUGUAUUUAGUUCUUUUCAACCCAAAUAAAUUUGAGUCCCUUUAGCAUCUCUUGGAGCAGCCCAAACCACUGUUCAGCACUGCUCUGUGGGUGACGUCAUGUGUCAGGGCAUCACGGUUCAGCAAACCUGUCAGUGGCUUUUAAAAUAGUUGAAUCUUUUCUAUCUAUUCAGUUAUCUUGUUAAAGAAACAGAAGGAUGGGAAUAAAUGGAUUUAGGAUACUCAGCUUGAAUUGCAGUUUUUCUUCUGACAAAUGCCCAGGCUGUGAUGCCAGACCCGGGUCACACUUGCAUGUGUGAUGAAGGGUUUUGCCUCUUGAACAUGGCUUCUGUCUGGCAAGGAAAGCUGUAACUGUCACUGACCAAGGAAACCCUGGGACCUGCCAACCAUUAGGUCCAGCUUGUUUCAAGGGCCUGAAUCAGGAGGCUGGUACACCUGGUGGUGGAACAGGACAGGUUUGAAAGCAGUGGGGUUGCCCACUGCCAUCCUGUUGUCAAGAGCACUCUGAUGCCUUGGUUUGAGCUGUAUUUGUGUGUGAAUGUAAUUAUGUUGCUGCUUAUUUAAACCUCUAGGUGUAACAAUGUGAAGGCAAGUAGUUGCAAUAAAUCACCUGCAUAAGCAA
Messenger RNA from Manis pentadactyla (Chinese pangolin), 3515 nucleotides. RefSeq names its product ring finger protein 10 (gene RNF10). Lineage: Eukaryota; Metazoa; Chordata; Mammalia; Pholidota; Manidae. The record is from RefSeq and is a predicted model, not a curated record. Gene Ontology annotation, molecular function: transcription cis-regulatory region binding. Bases 190 to 2625 code for a protein of 811 amino acids. The transcript is spliced from 17 exons. Gene Ontology annotation, biological process: positive regulation of myelination; positive regulation of transcription by RNA polymerase II.